Messenger RNA from Aethina tumida (small hive beetle), 1521 nucleotides. Its product is annotated as calmodulin-like. The record is from RefSeq and is a predicted model, not a curated record. Lineage: Eukaryota; Metazoa; Arthropoda; Insecta; Coleoptera; Nitidulidae. Gene Ontology annotation, molecular function: calcium ion binding; enzyme regulator activity. The transcript has 7 exons. Bases 427 to 1200 code for a protein of 257 amino acids.
AUUAAUACGCAUUGGCUCGUACGUUUUUAUCAGUCGUGCGAAAUGAGAACAGGGAUGGGAUAGCACAAACAAACUGUUUUCGAUAACGCUCACAUUUACCAAAUUUAUUUACCAAAUCGAAAAACCGCAAACGUUUUAUAAAUUUUUGUAAUCGUCUUGUGGAUUCUCGGAAUCGGCCGAUUAAUCCGCAUUUAAUUAGUUCGAUCCGGAUUGAAAAUAAAGAGAUUAAUCUGAAUUUUUAGUGAGGAAUUUCUUGUAUAAAUGUUUGAAAAACAACUGCACGAUUACAUUGUGUCCAACGAUACCAUUGCUUUCUCUGAGGCGUCGUUAAAUUUGUGAAACGUGGCGAAGUUUGAGGGCAAACUGUUUUCGGCGGUCAACAAUUUUUUCACAACAUCGCCGCUUAUCAAUCAAAUUAAAGACUUGAUGUAUUCUUUGUCGAAGUUCGCCUCAAUUUUCCAAAAUGGCUUUGCCCAAAAAAUGUGGACCAACUCGUUUUUCACAUGGGAAAAAUACUAUUUUCAGACAAGGCAGACGACGUUGCAGGAGGCCGCAGGUGAUGGCAGGAUAUCGUCAGUUAAACGAGCGGAAGACGCAGACGGAGUUGGUGAUCGCGAUCAAGAAAUACAUGAGCCAGUUCGUCAGUUCGUUCAGAAUGUCGGCACGCUUUCCACCCGACACACCAACGUAUCAAAAAGUCAAAUGAAAGAAUUCCGUGAGGCGUUCCGUCUCUUCGACAAAGACGGCGACGGCAGCAUCACCAAGGAGGAGCUGGGCCGUGUGAUGCGCUCCCUGGGCCAGUUCGCACGCACGGAAGAGCUGCAACAGAUGCUGCAGGAAGUCGACGUUGACGGUGACGGGAACGUGAGUUUCGAGGAGUUCGUGGACAUCGCGUGGUCGGCGGGCGCAGGCGCAGAUCCCGACCACGUGCUGAGCAGGGAGGAGGAGGAGAAGGAGUUGCGUGACGCCUUUAGAGUGUUCGACAAGCACAACAGGGGCUAUAUCACUGCGUCGGACCUGCGGGCGGUGCUCCAGUGCUUGGGGGAGGACUUGUCGGAGGAAGAAAUCGAAGACAUGAUUAAAGAGGUGGACGUUGACGGGGAUGGACGAAUUGACUUUUACGAAUUCGUAAAUGCUUUAGGUGAACCAGGAACGGAGGACAGUUUGGACGACGAAGACGAAGAAAUACUAGGCUACUAAAACUCCAAGAAAAAGCGUUGCCAAAAUUAAACCAUAUCUCUACUUAUUUAUAUAAUCCUCUAGUUGUAUUGUUGAGAAAAUAUUUAAACAAAUUUUAUUUUAUUAUUAUGUUUUUAUAUGUAUGUUUGUGAGGUUGUGAUGGAAAUGACCAAUUAAUAUUUAUCGUUUUAUACACACAGGGUGUUCGAUUCAUAUCUGCACAAGUAUUAUUAAUUUUAAACUAGUUGUUAUUGUUUUUCGCUUUGAAUGUAACCAAAACAAAAUAAAUGUAAGAAAAAAUAUAAAUAUUGUCCUAAAUAUAAUAAAAAGAAUCAAAUUUGA